Messenger RNA from Benincasa hispida (wax gourd), 1207 nucleotides. RefSeq lists its product as uncharacterized. Lineage: Eukaryota; Viridiplantae; Streptophyta; Magnoliopsida; Cucurbitales; Cucurbitaceae. The record is from RefSeq and is a predicted model, not a curated record.
AUAAUAAAAAACUGGUCCCAAUUUCCCAACAACCCAACUCCCAUUUCCAUGCCUCUCUCUCACUUCUUGCUUCUUCCUUCUUUCUCUCAAUCUCUGUCUUAUUUCCUUCUUCUUCCGUUGCUUUAAAGCCAAGAGAAAUGGGUACAUGUGCUUCCGUUUACACCAGAUCGGAAUGCUCCGCCGUGAAGUCACCGGCGCCGCCGGAAUCCAUGACAGACAAGUUUGAGAUUCCACCUUCACCUAUCAAACACUUUAAGCUCCAAAACAAAACCGAUUCCGCCAUUAAAGACAUCUCUGUAAUAUCCAAUCACCACAAGACGCCUUCUGGUAGUAAAGAAGAAGCUUUCUUUGAUUCUCGAGCGUGGUUGGAUUCUGAUUGUGAAGAUUUCUUCAGUGUCAAAGGAGAUUUUACCCCUUCAUGCGGCAACACUCCACUUCACCACCGCUUUCCGGCGGAAACUCCCCGUACUAGCAAAGUCGGUGCCGACAACGAACCAUCUACAUUCAACUCGCCGCCAUUAUCGACGAAGAGGAGAAAGAAACUGGUUGAUCUGUUCCGAGAGAGCCUCGGUAAUGAUGCAAGUUUUGCUUUCCUAAAUCACGACGACAAUCGAAAAGCCGAUGAACCUUGCCUUUCAGGAACUGAUUCGGUCUGCGACAGCGAGAGGACCGGCAGCGGCGGUGACGAAAAUCCGAUCGGAUUCGAGUCGAAACUGUGUUGCCUUCCGCCGCUGGUAUCGCGUAACAGUUCGCGGGAGAGGAAAGAGGAUCUGAAGGUUGUUAAUGGCGUAUCUUGAGCCCUAAAUGGAUGGAAAAUUAACGAAGUAGGGCAAAAGCAGCGGGUAAUUGCGGAGGAGAGGUGGGACCUUGAACUUCCAGGUUUGCUAUUUAUGAAUCGAAAUAAAUCAGAUCCUCUGUAAAUGGAUUUGUUUUUUUCCAAGAAGGUGGAACGAGCAUUUGAAGAUCGGAAUAUAAAAUGUGAAUAUUUAUUAUUGCAAUAGAAGCGAAAUUGUAAUCUUUUACUCUCUGUUUUCUUUUUGUUUUCCCUUAUGGAACAAAUGAAGGGAAGGGUUGGGAUCGGAAAAUGGUAAAAAAUUCCAAGUUUCACAUUUUUACAAUAAGUACACUUUUUCAAAUCUUUUAGGGGGAGAGCCCAACUCAUUGUUUGGGAGACCAAUGUCGUAUAUGAUCAAUAUCUUUUACCAUA